Molecule: messenger RNA, 1377 nt
Organism: Colletotrichum lupini
Lineage: Eukaryota; Fungi; Ascomycota; Sordariomycetes; Glomerellales; Glomerellaceae
Exons: 12
Coding region: 1-1377 (458 amino acids)
Source: RefSeq, a predicted model, not a curated record
AUGUAUGUCUUGAAUGCGGAUACGGUUGGCCGGACGAUACCUGGCGUCCGAGGACACCGAACGGAUAGUUGCUCUCUUGUCUUGAAUGCUGGGUUCCAGGCGAAGCGAUUUGAUGUGACGGCUAGUAGAUGGAGUUUGUCUGAUGAUGAUGAUGAUGAUGAUGAUGGACUGCGACAUCCUUGGGUGGAGAGAAUGAGCGGACACGGAGGAGGGUUUGGGCGUCAUCGUAUCCCUCGUGAUAUAAUCCUGGCAUGUGAGACUAUAUGGCGAUUCAUCGUCUCCUCUUCAUCCCGAUACGCGGUUGACAUUCUCGACCAUGGCGGCCAGUCAGCUAUCAUGAUUGGCCUGACUGAAAAGAUCCAUCCGCUUCUUAGCCAGUCACUACUCAACGAGAUCUCACUAGGGAGAAGUUACUUCAUUGGCGAGAGCGAUACUACUCAAAAGGUGAUGUACCCAAAGUUGAGUCCAUCACGUUUCGGAGCGAUUGGCUGGCUUAGCCUCCAACGACAUGAGAUAACUGAAGGACCUGUUCCAAAAGUACCACGACCGGACGCCGACCUUGUGAUGCGCUAUGUAGUCGACAACGCGGCUCUGCGGUCUGGGCAUCAGGCCAAUCGCAAUCUCGUAGUCAAGAACUCAACUAUCAUAUGUCGUAACGCAUCUUCAGCUCAUCUCUUCAAACAGAUUGACCAUAUAGGUGUUUGGAAGAGAGAACGAUCCUUCUCGCGAGUAUCUAGUCUCGCCCCCUUCUUCAAGAAAUCUCAUCCCUACCAGGAUAUCAUGGCUCUAGGAUUAAUGAAGGUUGAUUCAAAACGCACAUGGCUUGACUGGAAGAACGGCCCACCAACCGAUUCCUAUCUUUCCACGCCUCCUCACCAAUGUGGCAUCGGUAUUCUAGAGCCACCACACAGUGAAACCCGCAGAUUUCCCAGGAGAGAGUCUUGGACCGAAGAGGCACUCUCUCCCACGCAGCCCGGAAGUUAUCCGCCGGAAGCUGAGACCUUGCUCGAUAUUACCGUCCACAUCCCUUCUUCGUUGUACAUCUAUUCAGGCCAAUUUCCAUUCUCUUGCACGAAAGCUUCGCAUAUGGGGGCAAUGUCUACUAGGGAAUCUGUUCCACAAGCGAGACUCGGAGAACGCAACCCAAAGGCGAAGAAUCACAUCUUAGCAAUGAUUAGAAAAAGACUCUACCUGGAAGUGUUGGCUUUACCCGUACUCCAACUCCGCGAAAAGAAGCAAACGAGUGAGGGUAUUUCCUAUCCGUUCGCCAUCCGGAUUAUAUGUGUUUCUCGUAUGAGGGAUUACCCCUUUGGCGCUCCUGCCGAUAAUGGCAUGGCGUCAAGCAGAAAUUGCCUGUCAUGUUCAGAUCGACGAUAA